AUGGUGCCUCGUUGGUUUGUGGUCUGCUCCGUCGUGCUGUUCGCGAGGCCGGUACACCUUCAAGGCGCGCAGCAAUGCCCUCCUCCAAACACCAUAACACCCUGCUCUUGUACCGUUAAGAAAAAUGGAUUGGAUAUUUUGUGUGAAUUCACUGAGCAGCAACAUAUUCAAAAGGCUAUGAACACGCUCCGAUCGAAGCCCAUGAUAAUAUUUUACUUGAAGCUCCGUCACAACAACCUAGCAAAGUUGCCGUCAUACAUAUUUCUGAGUUUGGAUAUACGCCACCUAACUGUUCACAACAGUAGUUUAGCUGUUAUUGAAGACUCCUCUUUGAGUUCCAUCGGCAACAAGUUAACACAGCUUGACGUGUCCCAAAACAAUCUGGCGACAAUUCCGACAUCGUCCUUCACGCAUCUGAAUCACCUGCUUAUACUGAACAUGAAUCACAACAAGGUGACUGCUAUCCACAACAAAGCAUUUUUGGGUCUGGAUACAUUGGAAAUUCUUACUUUAUAUGAAAAUAGAAUAUCUGUCGUCGACGGCGAGGCUUUUAAGGGCUUAGAAAAGAAGCUGAAACGGUUAAAUCUUGGAGGAAACGAAUUAACAGCGGUGCCACAAAAGGCUUUAGCUCUGCUCGAGAAUUUAAAGAAACUUGAAAUGCAGGAAAACCGUAUUACGUCCAUUUCAGAAGGCGAUUUUGCAGGCCUACGUAAUCUGGAUUCCCUCGGGCUUGCCCACAACCAGCUACGUGAAGUACCAGCAAACGUAUUUUCUCAUUUGACAUUCCUCAACUCUCUUGAGUUGGAAGGCAAUCUUAUUCAACGGAUCGAUGAGAAGGCUUUCGCUGGACUGGAAGAAAACUUACAAUACCUUCGUCUUGGAGAUAAUCGUCUCCACGAGAUCCCAUCGGAGGCGUUGCGUCCUCUACAUCGCCUACGUCAUUUGGACCUUCGCUCGAAUAACAUUACUUACAUCAGCGAAGACGCUUUUACUGGAUACGGCGACUCAAUUACUUUCCUGAACCUCCAAAAGAACAUGAUACAUCAAUUGCCUACAAUGGGUUUCGAUAACUUGAACUCUCUCGAGACUCUCAACCUGCAGAACAACAAGUUGCAACAUAUUCCCGAGGAGAUUAUGGAGCCGAUACUCGAUACUUUGCGUGUUGUAGAUAUUAUGGAUAAUCCUCUCAUUUGCGACUGCGACCUAGCCUGGUACGAAUCCUGGCUAUCUGGUCUCCGUGAUCGUGACGACGAGAUGAUGCAGAAGAAACGCACCAUUUGCACAAUGGCCAGCGAGCACCGGGAGUACAGUGUGGCAAAGAUGCCAUUAGAGAAAAUGAGCUGCAAGCGAAAGCCCGGUUACGGUAGACCUUCCAGCGCAACAAUUAUCUCCCCGAUUUUGGCUAAUAUAAUUACCGCUGUCGUCGCUAGAUGGCUAUAG
This is a messenger RNA of Danaus chrysippus (African queen), 1440 nucleotides long. The record is from the annotation of a GenBank genome assembly. Lineage: Eukaryota; Metazoa; Arthropoda; Insecta; Lepidoptera; Nymphalidae.